AUGAAGCGGCUGCUGUCGCUCGGGCGGCGGCCUGCGCCGCUGCGCCGCUGCUUCUCCAGCGCUGCGUCCACCACCACAUCGUCGUCCAGCACACCGGUCGUGCCCAAGUCGGACCGCGACCGCCAGUUCCUGGCCGCGCUGCAGGUCUUCAACCGCCUGGAGGGCCACUUCACCGUGCCCUUCGAGUUCGUGGUGCCCUUGCCGGCCAGCGACGCGGAGGCGGAGACGUCGCCGUGGCCGCGCGAGACGUGGGGCAUGGACCUGGGCAACCGCCUGCGGCUGUUCACGCGCGGCCGCUGCAGCCCGUUCAAGUGCGCGCUGCUGCGCACCAUCGGCUUCCCGUACGACGACUGGAAGAGCUACGUGUGGGAGGUGCAGAUCAUCCCGUCGCUCAAGGUCUUCCAGGAGCUGGAGGGCCACCUGUUCGUGCGCCAGAGCUUCCAGAUCCCCGUGGGCGACGAGCGCUGGCCGCGCGCGGCCUGGGGCAUCAAGCUCGGCUCGCAGUGCCAGCUGCUGCGUCGCGACGUGGAGGACGGCCUCUCGGAGCAGCGCAAGCAGCAGCUGGACGACAUGGGCUUCGUCUGGAGCGACGCGCAGUGGAAGUGGCGCAUGCAGUUCCUCCGGGCCAUGGAGACGUACCGCCAGCUCUACGGCCACUGCUCGGUGCACCACACGUUCAAGGUGCCCGCCGACGACCCGCAGUGGCCCGAGGUGAGCUGGGGCUACCGACUCGGCCACGUCGUGGCCAAGGUCAAGGCCAACUUGGAGGAGCAGGCGCUGACCCCGCGCGAGAUGGCCGACCUCAGGAACAUCAACUUUUUCGAGGACGGACUGUCCUAUGAGAUCUGGCGCGACGCGCUCAUGCCCGCGCUGGAGCUGUACCCGGCGCUGUUCGACGGCGACGUGUUCAUCCCGGAGGACUUUGUGGUGCCCAGCGAGGCUCCGUGGCCCGAGCGCGCGUGGGGGAUCAAGCUCGGAUACAUCGUGAAAACCAUCAACUCCAGACGCAUCUUCCGCGAGGAGAUGCAGCAGGACAAGCAGCGGCUCAAAGAGCUCGGCUACGCGUGGGAGUCGCUCUUCGGCAAGUGGGCGAAGGAGCUGCUGCCGGCGCUCAGAAUAUACAAAGCCAAGUUCGGUCACUGCGACGUGCCGUCCUGGUGGGUGGUGCCUACGAACGACGAGUCCUGGCCCAAGACACUGCGCGGCUAUCAGUUGGGGAAGCAGGUGGUGCGAAUUCGACGCAACGGCCGCACCAGCACCGACGCGAUUGAUGUGCUACCGGAACUGGAGGCGAUCGGCUUCAAGUUCAACGCGUUCGAGAGCUACUUCGUAGACCGUGUCCUACCGGCGCUAGAGGUGUAUGCGGAGAUCUACGGAGACACUCACGUGCCCCAAGGCUUCAUCGUGCCGUCUGAGGGUAGAUGGCCGCAACCGUCUUGGGGGACGAAGCUCGGCCACACCGUGCGCAACAUACGCAAUCGCCACCAGCACGCACAGCAGGUCGAGAUGUACCGUGAUCGUCUCGACAAGAUCGGCUUUGUGUGGAGCAUCUACAAGUCCACGGCUGCGACUAGACGCGACAUCGUCGACCCGAGUGUCAAGGUGUACAAGGAAAUCAACGGCGAAGACGCGGAGGUCCCGCGGAAUUUUGUAGUGCCCGCGGACGAUCCGCGCUAUCCUGAGGUGGCCAAGAACUUUGAGCUGGGCGCGUGGCUGUUCCAGUUCAACCGCCGAACAACCGGACUGCUUCCGUUCCAGACACAAGAGGGCAAGAAGAAGGCGGCAUCAGCAAGCGAAAAGCACCGUCACGCUCACCCUCUCGGCGGAGGGAAGCUUACUCCCCAUGCCGAACAGUACUGGAAGGAUGUGCUGUUGGCCGCAUUCCAGGCCUAUGCAAAACUGCAUGGCAGUUGCGAAGACAUGGAUGGCAGUUUUCUUGUGCCAAGCGAAGACCCGUACCCCCAGUCUGCCUGGGGUCUGAAUCUGGGCCUUCGGUUGCGUCACUUGCGCCACGGUAAUCGCUACGCGAAGGAAGUUGCCAAGUACAAGGAUGAGCUUCUUGAGCUCGGCACUUUCUGCCAAAUAGCAGAUCUGGCUCAAAACGCAACCAGGGAUGAUAACAACUUGUGA
Messenger RNA from Phytophthora sojae, 2130 nucleotides. RefSeq lists its product as hypothetical. NCBI's taxonomy places the organism in Eukaryota, Oomycota, Peronosporomycetes, Peronosporales, Peronosporaceae. Bases 1 to 2130 code for a protein of 709 amino acids. The record is from RefSeq and is a predicted model, not a curated record. The transcript is spliced from 2 exons.